UACAUUUUAAAACCCUCAGAUAAUUUCAAACUGGAAGUACAGAACCAGCCUGAUGGAGGGAAAUUCAUCGAGAUGGUUUUACAAAACCCGUUAGACCGAGAGAAAGAGGAGACUCACACACUGGUGCUGAUUGCUUCAGAUGGAGGGGAGCCACACAGAUCAGGGACAGUGCGUAUUCAUAUCACUGUGCUAGAUGCUAACGAUAAUGCACCAGUGUGCAGUCAGCCUGUUUAUAAAGCUGAUGUGAAGGAGAACUCUUCUGAAGGAACAGUGGUGACCACUGUUAGUGCGAAUGACGCUGAUAAAGGAAUCAAUGGCGAGAUAACAUUCUCUAUAGGCCAUGUCGCUAGAGAAGCGAAGCAGCUUUUUGCAGUAAAUCUUAAAACUGGGGAGAUUAAAGUUUCAGGUAAACUGGAUUUUGAAAAAUCUAAGACUUAUCAAUUAAAUGUUAAAGCGAGUGAUCACGGGGGAUUUUCAGACACUUGCAAAGUCAUUAUUCAGAUAAUUGAUGAGAAUGACAACGUCCCCACGAUACAGCUGAUGUCAUUUUCUAACUCGAUAUCCGAGGAUUCUCCUCCAGGUACAACUAUAGCUGUUGUUAACGUUGAUGACGAAGACUCAGAUGGUAACGGUGUUGUCAAGUGCUCCAUCAACUCAGACAUACCUUUCAAAAUCGAGUCUUCAUUAACAGGAUAUUACAGUAUAGUCACCGAUAACCUCUUAGACAGAGAAAGUAUUCCUGAGUAUAAUAUCACCAUCACCGUGUCUGACCAUGGCUCCCCGCCUCUGUCUAGCAGUAAAAACAUUAAUGUAAAAGUGUCUGACGUGAAUGACAGCCCACCCAAAUUUGAUGAGUCAGAAUAUAGUAAGACUGUACCAGAGAACAACUCUCCUGGGUUUUCUGUGUUCACUCUGAGUGCCAGUGAUGCAGACUGGGGCCAAAACGCUCGGGUUUCCUACUUUGUGGAGGAGAAAGAGAUUAAUGGGGGUUUCCUACUUUGUGGAGGAGAAAGAGAUUAA
Epinephelus moara (kelp grouper) is the source of this 1020-nucleotide messenger RNA. RefSeq names its product protocadherin gamma-B7-like. The record is from RefSeq and is a predicted model, not a curated record. Bases 73 to 1020 code for a protein of 315 amino acids. Gene Ontology annotation, molecular function: calcium ion binding. Gene Ontology annotation, cellular component: plasma membrane. The transcript has a single exon. Lineage: Eukaryota; Metazoa; Chordata; Actinopteri; Perciformes; Serranidae. Gene Ontology annotation, biological process: homophilic cell-cell adhesion.